AUGGCAAUGUCAAGGGAAAUUCGGCGAGUAGCCAUUAUAGGCGCCGGACCAGCUGGUCUCAGUGCUGCAAAAUAUCUUCUUGCGGAAAAUUACUUCGAAAAGAUAGAUAUAUUCGAAAAAAGGAGCUCACCUGGCGGAGUGUGGAAUUAUACCCCCGGAUACCUGAAACUGGGCUUACCAACACCGGUGCCACAACUUGAUCCCAAUUAUCCAGCGGAAAAGCCUGUGUGGCAACCUACAAAAAAUGCUCACAGCAAGCAUGAAGAGCCAGUCUUUAUCUCCCCUAUAUACAGCACCUUGGAUACAAACAUUCCUAAGGAAAUCAUGGCCUAUGGAGAAAAGCGCUUCCCUGCUGACUCCCAAGUCCUGCCAACGUAUUCGACGGUGAAACAGUAUUUGGAUGAGUACGCUGAAGACGUCAAGCACCUCGUCGCUUUUGAAACAGAAGUCUUGGAUGUCAGAAAGUCCCCACACACCAAUCAAUGGGGCAUCACCGCGCGGAAUCUGCGGACGAACACUACUGAAACCAAUUCCUAUGAUGCUGUUGUUGCGGCUAGUGGACACUUCGACGUUCCCUAUAUGCCAGAUAUUGCUGGGAUUAAACAAUGGGAUGAAAAAUACCCGGGAAUAAUAAGCCAUUCCAGGCUUUUUGAUUCACCGGACGACUUCCGUGGGAAGAAGGUGGUGGUUGUGGGAAGUUCAGCUUCAGCUAUCGACAUCGGUAACCAGAUAAAUACUGUGAGCAAAGGAAAACUUCUUGUCUCGCAACGCACGAAGUCCUAUCUCAUGUCGAACCAUGACCCGGAUACGUCGGAUCGGAUAGAUUACCCCGAAAUCGUUGAAUUUCUAUCCCCCACGGAACACGAUCGGGCCAUCCGUUUCGCAGACGGCAGGAUCGAGACAGAGAUCGAUUCGAUCGUUUUCUGUACUGGCUACCUCUACUCGUUUCCCUUUCUGUCGUCUCUCGAUCCACCCGUCAUCACUGAUGGCCGGAGAACCCUGAACACUUACCAACAUCUCUUCUACAUUUAUGAUACGUCACUCGUGUUCCCGGUUUUACCGCAGCGGGUCAUCCCUUUCCAACUGUCCGAAAACCAGGCAGCCGUCUUCGCUCGAGUGUGGUCUGGAAGACUUCGCCUUCCUCCUGUACCUGAGAUGAAGGCUUGGGAAGAUGCCACUGCCAUCGAGAAAGGAAACGGAACCUCGUUCCACCUCCUGCCUUUCCCCCUAGACGCUAAUUAUAUGAACCUACUCCAUGAAUGGGCAGCGAAAGCCGAGCCGCGUUCCGGGCUGAUUAAUGACGGCAAUGGUAAGCAAGGGAAUUAUUGGGGAGGGUAUGAGAGAUGGAUCCGCAGUCUCUUCCCAGAGAUCCGGAAGACAUUUGUCGAUAUGAAAGAGGAGCGACAUGGUAUCACCAGCCUCAAGCAGCUCGGAUAUGAUUUCGACGCAUGGAAAGCGCAGCAGGAGCAAGACGCUUGA
This is a messenger RNA of Aspergillus terreus NIH2624, 1479 nucleotides long. RefSeq names its product putative flavin dependent monooxygenase. The coding region runs from base 1 to 1479 and encodes 492 amino acids. Gene Ontology annotation, molecular function: NADP binding; N,N-dimethylaniline monooxygenase activity; flavin adenine dinucleotide binding. Lineage: Eukaryota; Fungi; Ascomycota; Eurotiomycetes; Eurotiales; Aspergillaceae. The record is from RefSeq and is a predicted model, not a curated record. The transcript is spliced from 2 exons.